AUGCAGGCCUUCCUCCAGGCCCUUUGUUCUCCAGCUUUUGAUCUGGAGCACUCUGGGCUGCUAUAAGUUUGAAGAUGUUUUAGUUAUAUGAUGCCUGCUCAUGCUGUUCCCCAUUUCAGAAGUUAUUACAGAUUGACGGGUGGUAGUUGCUUGUUUAGUUUUUGCGGUUUCUCUUGUGGUUUUGUUUUCUUAGCGAGGCUUGUGAGAAACAUGUGCAGGCUUCUCUAGAAGAAUGGAUAUAGAAAGGAAAAAAAAGGCCAUAUUAAUGUGCCAUAGCUGAUUGCAUCAGUGAAAAAGUUAUUAAUGUAAAUGGUUUUCUGGUUCAUCUGGUUUGACCUUGUGGUGCUCAGAAGAUUACUACUAUCUAUAAGCUUCUGAUGCAUCGUUUUCGUAGAAAAUGAGCAAAUUCUGUUAUUUGUCAGUGAAUCGUUUAAUUUUCUGUAGUAUCUACCGUGAUACAGUUCUCCUGCAUUAUCAAAGAGAAUUCAAUAAUCCUCUCAUGAAAUCAAUUACCUGAAGUAAAUACUCCAUUUAAUUAUGGUGAGCUUGAAUCAUUCAAACACAAAUCAUUCUGCUAUGUCCCAGAUUGAAUAAUGAAAACUUCAUUGCUUAAAACUUGAAAGAGAAUGUUUAACGAGUAAAUGGAAUCUUAUUGUUUUUAAAUAUCAUAACAUAUUACUUAAUGAAAAUAGUCAACCAAAAUAUAAUAAAAUGAAUAAAUAAUAGAAAUUAAGAAAAGUCUACCAACAUUCUUACAUGAUGAAAGUGGUUGCAAUCUGUGAUGUGAGUAUUUUCGUUGACCUACCCAACCUAACACGUGCGUCGCACGUGAAUCCGUUUUCUGUUUGACUAGGACCCUCCUCUGUCCUGUUCUGUCUUUCUCUUUCACCCUUUGUUGUUAUUGAACUCUCUUGUAGUGGUGGGUGGUCAAGAACCCAAUUCAAGAAUCACCAUUGACCCUGAAAGCACUGUUCUUGGAGAACCAGCACAGCAUGAAAGCGUUGAACAAGAACCAUGUAGCUCAUUCUGAGAAUCAGAAAAGGAUCCAAUCAUUGCUGAGAAAAAUGCAUCAAGAACAAAAACAGAGUCCUUUUCUUUUCAGUUUUUCCUUUCAAUGUUUCUCUCAUGACAAAGCUAAAUUUUCAUGAGUGUGCUAGGAUACAGAGAAACAAUGAUGUUGAAGAAAUGAUCUUGUCCCAGAAAGGAAGAGAAUUUACAAGUGGGGUUUCAAGUUCAACUUUCAAGCCUACUUCUUUGAUGAUAUAGUUUUCUAAACAGAAACUAAUGGAAGAGUGCAACAACAGAGGAGAAGAAGCUCAGGCAAAUUCAAGUUCAACCAGACAUUUUUCACCAAGGUCAGGUAAGAGUUUGAAAUCUUCAUUAUCUGGAAGAUCAACUCCACAGUAUUCUCCUUCAUUUCAGCGACUACAGUCUAACUUCUCACCAAGAAGAGAAGGAAGAGGAGGUGUAAAGUGGUUUGGUAGAAAGAGGAACCUGUUACUAAGGUGGUUGCUUCUGAUUACCUUCUGGGCUUAUCUUGUGUUCUUUGUUCAGUCCAAGUGGGCUCAUGGUGAUAAAGAAGAGGAAUUUUCAGGCUUUGGAAGAAAGUCAAGUGAUUUUGAACAGAAUCAGCAUCAAGAUUUGGUUCCUCAAAACACGUCCUUAUCUUUCAUUAAUAAUAAAACUGUGGAGAGUAUGGUGGAGAUUGGUGACACAGUGGUUGUGGCUCUGGCAAAGAAAGAAAAUAGUGUUCCAUCUCGACACAAAACUGGUUCAAAAAGGAGGAGUAGACGGUCAAGGAGUGGUUUGAGAGGUAAACAAAGACAGAAAGUUGAGAUCAGUGGUAUAGAGGAGUCAGAAAUUCCUCUGAGGAAUACUACCUAUGGAUUCCUUGUUGGUCCAUUUGGUUCAACAGAGGAUAGAAUUCUGCAAUGGGGUCCUGAGAAGCGUUUUGGAACCUGUGACAGGAACGGGGAAUUUGCACGCCUUGUUCGGUCGAGGAGGUUUGUGUUGGUGUUUCAUGAGCUUUCUCUGACUGGAGCUCCACUUUCAAUGAUGGAGUUGGGAAGUGAACUAUUGAGUUGUGGGGCAACUGUUUCAGCUGUUGUGCUUAGCAAAAAGGGUGGUUUGAUGCAAGAGCUUGUUAGGAGACAGAUCAAGGUGAUUGAUGACAAAGCGAAUCGCAGCUUCAGAACUGCAAUGAAAGCAGAUCUUGUCAUUGCUGGAUCAGCUGUCUGUGCUUCAUGGAUUGAACAAUAUAUUGAACAUUUUUCUUCUGGGGCAAGUCAAGUUGUUUGGUGGAUUAUGGAAAACCGGCGAGAGUACUUUGAUCGUUCAAAGGAUGUCUUGCACAGAGUAAAGAUGCUGGUUUUUCUCUCUGAAUCACAAUCUAAGCAAUGGCAGAACUGGUGUGCAGAAGAAAUCAUAGAAUUGAGAUCCCAAAUCACAGUUGUUCCAUUAUCUGUUAAUGAAGAACUGGCUUUUGUAGCUGGCAUUCAUUCUACACAUAAUGGUUCAUCCUUCAGUGCUGAGAAGAUGGAUGAGAAGAGAAAGUUGUUGCGCGAUUCAGUUCGAAGAGAAAUGGGCUUGAAUGAUAAUGAUAUGUUAGUGUUGUCUCUGAGUAGCAUCAACCCUGGGAAGGGUCAGCUAUUGCUUCUUGAAUCAGCAAGUUCAAUAGUAUAUCAUGGACCAUUGCCAAAUGAUAAGAAAAUGCAGAAAUCAUUAGAGGCUGAGGAACACUCAUCUACCCUGAUUAGGAAACACCAUAAUAGAAAAUUGUUGCCAUUGUUGGAGGAUAGCAGGGUAGCUUUGACCAAUAUCUCAAGGAAUUCAACUAACGGAACAAGGAAAGUAGUGUUGUCCCGCAACAAUGGAACAAUGGAACAUUCUCUCAAGAUUCUAAUUGGUUCUGUGGGAUCUAAGAGUAACAAGGUGGAUUAUGUUAAAGGUCUUCUAAGUUUCUUAGAACAGCAUUCAAACUUGUCCAAGGAAGUUUUGUGGACACCAGCCACAACACGUGUAGCCUCACUUUACUCUGCUGCAGAUGUUUAUAUCAUAAACUCUCAGGGAUUGGGAGAAACGUUUGGGCGGGUGACAAUAGAAGCAAUGGCAUUUGGUCUUCCGGUACUUGGAACAGAUGCUGGGGGAACACUAGAGAUUGUGGAGCAUAAUGUGACAGGUCUUCUUCACCCUAUUGGACGCCCAGGGAAUCGUGUCCUUGCGCAAAAUCUCAGGUUUUUACUUGAAAAUCGAUUAGCAAGAGAGCAAAUGGGGAUGAAUGGAAGAAAGAAGGUGCAGAGAAAGUACUUGAAGCAGCGCAUGUAUGAGAAAUUUGCAGAGGUUCUUAUCCGGUGUAUGAGAAGCAAAUAACUGAAUAAGUACUUGAUUUUUUUGGUUUACUGAAUAUGUAAUUGCAAUACUCUUAUUCUUUUAUUGGAUUAAAAUCACAUAAUUUUGUGAAUAUCUUUAUAAAAAAAAUUAUUCCGAAUUUCGUUUAUGAAACAAGUAUUGAUAGAC
Messenger RNA from Lotus japonicus, 3516 nucleotides. Its product is annotated as protein MLN51 homolog. The coding region runs from base 1285 to 3369 and encodes 694 amino acids. NCBI's taxonomy places the organism in Eukaryota, Viridiplantae, Streptophyta, Magnoliopsida, Fabales, Fabaceae. The record is from RefSeq and is a predicted model, not a curated record. The transcript is spliced from 7 exons. Gene Ontology annotation, cellular component: exon-exon junction complex. Gene Ontology annotation, molecular function: mRNA binding; glycosyltransferase activity. Gene Ontology annotation, biological process: mRNA processing.